Plasmodium berghei ANKA is the source of this 7605-nucleotide messenger RNA. Its product is annotated as cysteine repeat modular protein 2. The record is from RefSeq and is a predicted model, not a curated record. Bases 1 to 7605 code for a protein of 2534 amino acids. The transcript has 7 exons. Lineage: Eukaryota; Apicomplexa; Aconoidasida; Haemosporida; Plasmodiidae.
AUGGUGAAUCCGAAUAAUUUUUUUUUUCUGCUGUCUAUUCUGGUUUGCUGUUUAUUUCUUGAACAGCGCACUGUAUCAGAAUUUUCGAAGAAAAACCAACACCCCAAUGGAUAUAGAAAUUCAAAUAUCCAAAAAAAUGGCUCAGUAAAAUCAACUAAUUUGAAGUACAAAAACAACGUUAAAAAUUUAUUCAAAAAAACAACCAAAUUAAUAAAUGAAAGAGGGAUUAGUUUUGCUUAUGUUAAUUUUGGAAAUAUUUUGGAGCUAGAAUCUAAAAACCCUUUUAGCCUUAUAAAUAGCAUUUAUUCAAAAGAAAAGGAAAAAUAUCUAUCUACAUGUUAUAGCGAUGGGAAACCCAAAAAUGUCGGAAACUGUAAUAGAUUUACACUUUCAGGAAAUAUAUGUGAUGCUCCUAUUGAGUUUGAUGUGAAUAAUAAUUUUGCAUUGAAUGAACAAAAUGAAAAUUAUUCAAAAUGUUUAAGUGAUAAUAAACCUGAAUAUAGGAUAAAGAAUAAUAAUCAUAUUGUAAUCCAAUCAGGAGAAAAAUUAAAUCUAAAAAUAAAAAAUGAAUCAUUUCUUUUGAGAACAUCUAUAAUUAUUACAGGAGAUAAUUGUUUAAAUAAAGUGAAAAUAAAAAGUCCUCAUUUUAUAUUUCAAAAAUUGGAAAAUAAAUUUGGUAUACCCAUAUUAUAUAAAGGGCAUGUAAUAGGUUCUCAAUUUCAAAAUAUUAAAGUGUCGAAUGAUGCUGAAGGUUUAUUUAAUGUCUGUUCUUGUAUAAUUGAUUAUUUGUAUUACUCUUAUAAUAAGUGCUCUAGCAGUAAUAAGCAUUAUUCAGAAGUGUUAACUAUUCGAGUUAUUAAAAAACCGACAAAUGAGGGGAAUAAUACAAAAAAAUUUAAAACAGGGGAAAAAUAUUCUAUUAAUUUGCAAGAAUAUGUAACUCCAUUUCCUAUUAAAAGUGCUUUUAUAAUUAAAAAUGUAGAAGGUUAUACAUGUAAUAAUAUUAAGAAUAUACCUUUUAAUGAAAUGCAUGAACAUUUCUAUAAAAGUGAAAACAAAAUGCAUUUUUAUGAUAUGUUUAUACAUGAAACGGAUUCUAUAAUUUUUAAAGAUGAUAUAAUUUUUCAAAAACCUGGAGAUUAUUUAUUAUGUUACACAUCCAAUGAUGGUCGAGUUGACUACUCCGCUUUACUUUCUCCAAUUUUAGUUAUCGGGUAUAAUUUAGACAAAAUGAAUUACAUAUAUAUCGACUUAAAUGUGUCCAAAUUAAAUAUAGAGCAUUCAGUUGUUUUGCAGAAAUAUAAUUUAAAUGAACCAUUAAAAGAUAUAUUUUUCAAAAAGAAAGAAAGGAUUCAAUGUUCAGGUGAAAAUGUAGCUUAUUCUAAUAAUGUUUCUGAAAUAAAUAGUGAUAACGAUAGAAAUUUAAUUUUAGAGGUUAUACAUAUAUCAAAUAUACAGUGUGACGAAUAUGACGUGAUAUUGGAAAUAUGUUCAAAAUAUAAUGAUAAUAAAGACGAUAAAUACAACUUAAUUGGAUAUGCAAUUAUAAAACCAUAUAUUUUACAUAGUAAUUAUGAUAUAAACCAUUUAAAAUGUUUCAAUAUAGAACCCGAUGAUAUUCAAAUAUAUACAAUGAAUAAGGAAUCCGAAUUUUUCAUAUUUUUUCCUGAAUUGCUAGAAAAUUUUAAUAAAUAUGAUAUCAUUUAUUUAUAUAUAUCAUCAUUAUGUUAUACAAAUGAAAAUGAAAUAAUUUUAACUUAUAAUCAUGACAAAAAUAUGACGCCAAUCUUUUUUAAAUAUUUUAAAAUAUCUAAUCCUUCUAGUUCAAUAUUAUAUAUUACAAAAGACAGCAUAAAAUUAUAUGUUUUAAAAAAACCAAAUAAAUCAUUAUAUUUGUAUGAUAUAACCCCAGAAAAAGUUGAUAAUAAAAAAAAAGUUAUUAACAAUAACAAUUUAGAUGAUCCAUAUAUAGAUAUUUUAUUAUCUUAUUAUUUAGAUUAUGCUGAUUUUAUAAAAUGUGAAAACUGCUCAGACCCUAUUAUGAUGAAACCAAUAUAUGAUGAAAAUAAACUUCUCAAAAAUAUUUUUUUAUUAACGUCACAUCCUUAUGAUAAAUUCUUAAUAAUAAAUUUAGACUUUUCUAUCCUUUAUACGCAUAAUAUUAAUGAUGUAAAAAAUGAAGUAUUAUACUUUCGAGAUAUAUCUUUCUCUUUAGACAUUUUGGAACACCAGUCAUUUUUUAUAUCUGAUAUUUCAUGUGGAAUUUUUAAAAAUGAAUCGCUAGAUUGUUUUUUAAUUGACCAAUUAAACAAUACCGUAUUAGCUAUAGAAUAUAUUAAAAUGUAUAACAAAAUAAUUCUUAUAGAUACCUUUCAAGGGGAAAGUAUUACCCAUAUUGAAGAGAAUAAAUUAUACGAUUCUAUGCUUAAUCAAUUAGACACUUACUUGUAUAAACCUCAGAAUAUAGUAGCAUAUCCCUAUUAUGAUUCUUAUGUUAUAUUUAUAAACGAGGAUGAAUCUAAUGAAUUAAAUCUGAUGCAUUAUGAUAAAAAAAAAAAAAAUAAUAAUUUUUCAUAUAUCGGUAAAAUAAAUAAUACACAUAUCGAUAUUGGUAAAAUCAAAAAUGUGUAUAAAUUUUACGACUAUAAAGAUCUAAUUAACAGAAAUAUACUUUUAAUUAUAAGAUACUACGAAAGAAAUAUACAAUUCGUAUAUAUACCUAUAAGAAAUAUUUUGAGCUUUCUUGAAUUAAAAUAUAACCAUCCAUCUGCUAUACAAGAUAAUGGGCAAAUAUAUGUACUAAAAAUAAUAUCAGAUAAAAUACAAAAAAUGAAUAUCCCUCAUAACUUUCAAAUAAUUGUUAAUAAUAUAAAUAAAUCACAAUAUGUUACAAUAGAUAAAUAUGAUGGGAGUGUUCAAAUAAAAUUAUCAGAAUUUGUUGCAGAUCCUGUCAAUUUAACUGUUGAACUACGUGGGUUUUUUGUUGAAUUAAAAAUAAAUAUAGAAUUUACAGUAAUUUGCGCUGAUGGUAUGAGAGUGCUUAAUGGAAUAUGUGUUCCUUGUCCGUUAGGAUCAUAUAAUAAUAUUAACGAAUAUAUUAAAAAUAAAACGAUAUACGAAUGCACAUCAUGUCAUGAAAAUUCUACUACUAAAUAUGAAGGAUCUAUUUUUAUAUCCCAAUGUUUGUGUUUACCAGGAUAUGAAUUAAAUGAUAAUGAUGAGUGCAUUUUAUGUGAAAAGGGGACAUGGAAACCUGAACUUUCUAAUACGCCGUGUAUUUUUCAUUGUUAUCCUAAUUCAUAUAGUACAAUUGAAGGGAGUAAGGGAGAAGAUGAAAGUAAAUGUAAAUGCAAUAAAGGGUUUUAUUUUGUUUCUAAAGAUUCCAUAAACUUUUGUGAACAAUGUGAUAUAGGGUACUUUUGUCCUGGUGGGUAUAAAGUAGAUAAAAUAAAAUGUCCGAAAAAUACUACAAACACAACACAACAAAAUGAUUCUAUAAAAAGUUGUGAAUGUGAAAAAGGUUAUGAACCCUUUGAUUCUUCAGGUUUAAUUAAUUAUAACUUUAUUGAAAAUCCAAUUUUCAAUGAUUACAAAGAUUUUACACAUGAAUUACAAAGCUCUCAAGUUUGUGUACCGUGUAAAGUAGGGUUUUAUAAAACCAUCAUUUCAGAUGUAAAAUGUACACAGUGUUCUGCUCACGUAUACACGGAUACAGAAAAAUCAACUUCUAUAUUUAAUUGUAAUAAAUGUGAAAAAGGAUACUAUUUACAUACUCGAGAUUCAUGUUUAUUAUGUCCAGAUAACCAUUAUUGCCCUGGGGGUAAGAAAGGUAACGCAAAGAAUGCAAAUUAUGAAAAUGAGAAAGUUCCAUGUAGCGAUAGAAGUUUAACAAUACCCCCAAAUGAACUAAAUAUAUCAGAUUUAAAUUGUUUAUGUAAAAAGGGAUUUGAAUUUGAUAGGCUAGAAGGGAAUGAAUUUGGUUGUUUAGAAAUACCUAAGAAUUAUUAUAAAGGCACAUUAAGUAAUACAAAAAAACAAGCAUGCCCAGAAAAUAGUGUUACAUUAUAUACAAAAACAGAAUCUAAAUCAAAAUGCAUAUGUACGGAAGGAUAUUAUUGGGAUAUUCAUAAAUAUAAAUGUGUUAAAUGCCCAAAAGGCCAUUAUUGCCCAGGCGGAUAUUUAAAAAAUUGUUUUACAAGAAAUACUUUACAUAUGUGUAAGCCUAAAAAAAUAAUGUGUCCUAUAAAAAACUCAACAACGCAGGAUGAUAAACCGUUUAGCAAAUCAAACUGUAUGUGCGACAAAGGAUAUACUAUAAAUAAAGAAGCAUUAGGGGAAUGUGUUAUGUGUCCAGUUAAUACUUAUAAAGAUGUUAUAUCCAAUGUUGAAUGUACUAUGUGCUUAGCACCUUACACAACAGAUGGACAAAUAGGAAGUACCAAAGAAGAAGAUUGCACAUGCUCAGGCGGUUAUUAUUUUUUUAAUCAUUGCUUACCUUGUACUGAUAAAGAUACUUAUUGUAUGGGUGGGAAAAUGAUAGUCAAUAAAAAAAGAAAAACUGUUCAUUAUGCUCCAUCAAAAUGUUUACCAAAUACAGUUGUAUCAUUUGAAACAGAAAGACCAUAUGACUCCAGUUUUUGUGUAUGUAAAAAGGGCUAUAAGCAUGUCUAUAGUGCAAAAAAUUCCACAAAAAUAUGUGCACCAUGUGAAAGUGGCUUUUUUAAAACAAUAAUCGGGGAUUUUACAUGUGAAUCAAAAUGUAAACCCAAUUCAACUAGUUUUUAUGGAUCAACGCAUGAAACGCAUUGCUUUUGUUUAGAAAAUUAUUAUUUUAAAAAUGGGGUAUGUAUAAAUUGUCCAGAUGGUGCACAUUGUCGUGGUGGUUUUGAAGAGGAAACGUUAUUGAAUAUGAAAAAAAAUGAAAAUUAUUUGGAUCAUUCCAAAAUUAAACAUGUAAUGCCUGUUCCUAGAGAAAAUUAUGCACUUUAUCGCUUAAAGGCAAAUAUACAUAAUUAUGAUUGGUUUAUUGUAGAAUGCCCAAUCAAAGACGCUUGUUUAUAUAAUGGAAAAUGCUACGAGUCUAUGACUAAUUUUUUAUGCGGAGAAUGCAAAAAAGGAUAUACAAAUAAUUUUUCUAAAUUAAACUUGUGUAUUAAAUGUAGUGGUAUUAUAGCUAAUAUUUUGUAUAUCCUAUUUGUCAAUAUGUUCGCAUUGUUAUUUAUAGUUAUCAUGGCAUAUUUAAAUGUUUUUACGGGAACUAACAGAAAAUCCGUUCAUUCUAUUGUUAUAAAAAUUGGUAUAAAUUACUUUUCUUGCAUGAAGUUAUUUUAUAUUAUUGGAACAAGUGAAAUGUACUUCCCCAUCAAUCUUUCGUCUCAUGUUAAUUAUAUGACUAAAUAUAUAAAAAGGCUAUUAAAGGUUAAAAAAAAUUAUGGCAUAUACUGUAUAUUAACAAGUUUCAAUAUAUCACAUGCAAAUGCUUAUUUUUAUGGAAUGCUUUAUUAUGCAUUUAAACCUAUUUUACUUGCGAUGAUAUUAACAAUUUUAAUGUACAUAGUAGUCGAAAUGUAUAAAUACAAGGUUCGGGAUAAAACAAAUAUAAAAUUAAGAGUAAUAGAUGAAAUUAAAGUGUUAGGAAAUAAUAAAUUAUACGACGAAAUAAUGCAAGAACUGAUAUCAGAAAGAGGAUUGGUACUGUUCAGAUACAUAUCAAUACCUGGAGAUUCACGAUUUAAAAGAAUUAAAAUUUUUUUUGAAGAUAUGAUUCCUAUACAUGUCACAUUAUUAUUUUUUAUGCAUACAGAAAUCACGUAUUAUAUGUUAACAUUAUUAAAUUGUAAAGCAAUUUAUUAUAACGAUAAAUUUAUAGAGCAAUAUAUGAGUUUUGCACCUAGUGUAAAAUGUGAUUUAUCUAAAGAUUAUGCAAAGUUUUUUAUAUUAGGUAUAAGUGGAUUAGUAGUAUGGGGGAUUGGUAUUCCAUUAAUGUCUUAUUUAGUGUUAUAUAAAAAUAGAAGAAAGCUGCAUAAUGAAAAUGUUUUGCUUAAAUAUGGUUUCUUAAACAAUGGAUUUAAUUUUCAAUUUUGGUAUUGGGAAACAAUUGUCUUUUUAAGGAAAAAUAUGAUUUUACUAAUAUCAACUGUUUCUUUAUUGAAGACGACUAGAGUGCUUGGUACCACUAUGUGGUUAUUUACUUGUGUUUCAUCCUUUUUUCUCAUAUUACAGAUAAUACUUCAACCAUUUGAUUCAAGAAAUUAUCAUAUUUUAAAUAGAUUAGAAACUUUUAGUAUGGUGGCAUGGACAAUUAGUUUAAUAAUUUUGGCAUUUUUAACAGUGUCUAGUGCUAGUUCUACCGUGAAUUUUUAUGUUUUAUUGUCUUUGUUAUUUUUUAACUGUAUUUUUAUGGCUAAUAUUUUGAUAGUUUUAUGUAAUUCUUAUAUGGAAAAUUUAAGGCAUAUCAAGAAAAAUAUUAAAAUUCCAUUUUUAAGCAAAUUUUUUGAAAAAAUGUCAAAAAUUGCUGAAGAAAAAUGUUAUAAAGAACCCAUAGUUUCCUUGAAUCUUCAUGACAAUUCAAUUGAAUUCACAAAGAAAUAUAAAAAGCACCAUUUAUUUGGGAAGCGUAUAUUAACAAACGAAGAAAAAAAUUAUUUUCUUAAUGUUUUAUCAAAUUUUAUAUAUUUUGGUAUAUUGAAUUUAAAUUUCACUAUUUUUCAUUCUUAUUUUAUGGAAUUCGUGUUAAGAUUAUCAAUAAUUGAUAACGAGUUGCUUCAAAAAAAGACAAAAAGUGGGCUUUUAAAAUUAAUUGCUAAAGAAUCCCAAAGCAUAGACGAAUGGAUAAAACUUAAGGAAUGUGAAUUAAAGAAAAGAACAUUCUUUGAAAGACAUAAAAAAAUAUUGAAUUUGUUUACAAAUAAUUCGUUUAUUAUUCAAAAUAACAUAAAAAAUAUUAUAUAUAAAGGAGACAAACAUACAAUAAUUUCAGACUAUGAAGUAUUGAUUAAUGUCUUAAAAUAUGAUAAAGAUUUUAUAACGGAUUUCAACUUUUUAUAUGAUGAGGAUGCAGUCAAAUCCGGUUUAAUCCUUUCAGAUUUACAAUUGUCAUUUACCAAGAUAAAGAUGAAAGAUAAAGAAUUAGUUAUGCAAUUAUUUUCUAUAUUUAUUGCAAAGAAAAAUAUUGUACAUUUUGAAAGAGAUAUUCAUCUUAAAAAUAAAAUUGAGCAGCUUAAAAUAUUGUAUGAAACCCUUGUAAAGCCAAAUGAAAAAAAGAAGUUAACAUUUCGAAAAAAUGUUGAAGAUGCAGUUAAAGGAGAUAAAUUUGAUUAUAAGUUAAUAGAAAAUGAAUUAAUACCAUUAAAUAAUAGAAUAAAUACCUUAAUAGAUAAUUACCAAAAAUUAAAAAAUGAUACUUAUGGUGAAGUUGAAUGUAAUCCUAAUGAUAAUCUUAUUUUAAAUGACAAUGAUUCAGAAGAUUUUGACACCAAUUUAACAAAAUUUAAUUUUCAAGAAGUACCAAAUGAUGUUGAAUCAGAGGAAAAUGUGAUAAAUGAGGAUGCUGAAGAUAAUGUGGAAGAAAAACAAAAUAAUGAUAAAUCACAAGACAGUAUUUAG